UACAGGGCCUUCCAGAUAGGAGAUAUAGUUGAGGAAACUCUCAAUCACUUAUGCUCUGAGCCUGAACAAUACUCGGAGUCGUGGUACGUACGCUGCGACGCCGGCGAUCCACCUUCAAGUUGAACAACGGAAAACACUGGCAUCAUGCGCUCGCGUUAACAAGUUCGUCCACGACUUCGCCUUGGAUGCUCUCUGGAGGAGCAUGGACGACCUGCAACCUUUGCUCAAGGUUCUACCGGCCUUCCAGCAGGCAAGGGUAUUCGACGACCCCAGUGACUAUACUCGAGAAUACCUGCCUUCUGAGCACUUAGAUCGUUUUCAGAUGUACGCGCGGAGGAUCAUCAACCUCCAUGUAGAGGCUACUAGCUCUCAGCCAGUCCGAGCAUCCGUACUGCUCUCCUUGUUCAGGGCACUGGGCCACCAACCGCUAUUGCCGCGACUCCGAACGCUAACCUGGGAGCACUCCCUCUUGACCGAUCACGAUGUUCUCUACUUCGUCUCGCCCUCACUCCGAUCCCUGACCUUCCAGUUCUUGGAUAGUGUGGCAUCAAUCAUCGCGACCAUCCAUGGAGUCUCAGGCAAAUUUCGUUACGAGGUGUUGUGCGAGCAGGUCGCUGCCGCCGUGCCAUAUCUCGAAGAAUUGACGGUGCUGUCGGAUGACCCCCCUACUACUUCGUUCCCUUCGGCACAUGUGGUGGUCUACGGGAAGUCACCAUAAGCGGAGAUCCAAGUCAGUACAUACAUGGUCUAGGAGCACUUUCCUCCUU
Molecule: messenger RNA, 767 nt
Organism: Fomitopsis serialis
Lineage: Eukaryota; Fungi; Basidiomycota; Agaricomycetes; Polyporales; Fomitopsidaceae
Exons: 2
Coding region: 203-718 (171 amino acids)
Source: RefSeq, a predicted model, not a curated record